This is a messenger RNA of Dicentrarchus labrax (European seabass), 4971 nucleotides long. Its product is annotated as transcription intermediary factor 1-alpha. NCBI's taxonomy places the organism in Eukaryota, Metazoa, Chordata, Actinopteri, Moronidae. Gene Ontology annotation, molecular function: protein binding; zinc ion binding. Bases 459 to 3716 code for a protein of 1085 amino acids. The transcript has 19 exons. The record is from RefSeq and is a predicted model, not a curated record.
CCGUCUGGGUAAUAUAUGGUAUGUGUUUUGAGCCAAGAAUGCACAGAUGGUCGCCUUUCCCAUGGACGUACGAGCUUUAAAAUACUAUGUAUGUGGCGUAAUGUUAAUUCACAAGUGAGUUCGCGCUGUUGCGUGUUCGCCUGUUUGAACAAGAACCGCUAACAUCCGGGGAAUUUCUUAUUUAUUGUCUCUAGCAUAUGUGCAAUUAAAAUAAGCUACGUUGCUAAUUUAGCUCCCAAAGCGAAAAGAAUUACAGUAAAACUGUUAGCGCACAGUUUGAUAAGCCGCCUUGUAGGAUAAAAGGACUAUGUCUUAGAUGUUUCAAAGCAUAAUGUUAGUACUGAACGUUAUAACCCCUAUCUGGCUUGUUAAGUCAGGGAAAUUAUAAGCUACCCUUUGUUUCAAAGCUACAUUGAUUGCUUGACUGGGUCGUAUCGGGAAGCAGCCGCAGAUCGAAAAUGGAUGAAAGUGCCGAAAACGACGACAUUGUCAUAAUCGUCGAGAACGAGGCAGAAAGUUUGCCCGCCGAGGAGGAGAGGCAGAAGCAACAAGGCACCUUCGGGCUGAUGGACACUUGUCCUAUCUGCAAGUUGAGCUUCCACAACAGAGAGCCCAAACUCCUGCCGUGUCUCCACUCUUUCUGCAAGAGGUGUCUCCCUGCUCCCUUCAGGAGCGCGGACCCGAGGCGUGACUCGCAAGGACAGGUCGACAGCAACAAGCCAUUGGGUGCCAUACGAUGUCCAGUUUGCAGACAGGAAUGCUGGGAUAUGGACGUGUUGGAUAAUUUCUUUGUCAAGGACUCCGCCGAGGUGCCGAGCAGCACGGUAGAGAAAACCAGCCAGGUGUGUAUGAGCUGCGAUGACAACACAGAGGCAACAGGUUACUGCGUGGAGUGUGUGGAGUUUCUGUGUGUGACGUGUAUUGAGGCGCACCAAAGGGUCAAGUUCACCAGGGAUCACACCAUACGGCAGAAAGAGGAGAUGUCUCCAGAAGCAGUAGGUAUUUCCACACAGAAGCCUGUGUUUUGUGACAUCCACAAGCAGGAGCCACUGAAGCUGUUUUGUGAGACUUGUGACCGACUCACCUGUCGAGACUGUCAGCUGCUUAAACACAAGGAUCACAACUACCAGUUUUUGGAGGAUGCGUACAGGAACCACAGGCAGUAUCUGGAGAACAUGACGCAGCAGUUGCAGGAGAAAAGAAAGGCCAUUGAGGAGGUGUCCGGCUGUAUCAGCUCUGGACUCCAGCAAGUUGAAGAAAACCGGAAGUCUGUAAUGAAUGAAAUAAAGAAAUCUGUUUGUAACUUGAUUAUGGAGAUCAACAGGAAGGGAAAGAUUCUGGGUAACCAGCUUGAGGCUCUCACUAAGGACCAUGAGUUGGGUUUAAAAAAGCAGCAAGAUGAGGUCAACUCUCUGAGCAGGCACCUAGACCACGUCAUCAGCUUUACUAAAUGGGCUACAGCCAGCCACAGUGGAACAGCCCUCCUCUACUGCAAGAGACUGAUCCUUUGUCAGAUCCAUUACCUGAUGAGAGCGAGCUGUAAUCCCUCCAUCGUCCCUCAGAGUUCGGUUCGCUUUCAGUGUCGCUCUGGUUUCUGGGCCACGAAUGUAGACCUCGGUUCUUUGGUAGUAGAAAGGGGCCCUGGCCGGCCACCCAUCACCAACCACCAGGCAGGUCCCAGAGCAGAGGCGCCCACUGGAGGUCUCUCAGCUGUCUCAGCAGCUCAGCAGCGACAGAGCACACUGGCUCAGCUUCAGAUGCAGGUGGACAAGCUUUCCCAGCAUCCCCACAGGCAGCCCCCUCCUAACCACUGGUCUUGGUACCAAAACGUCAGGCUCCCAGGACCCCCAGGACCCCCUGGACCCCCUGGACCUCCACCCCAAACCAGACCCAUCCAUGGCGGGUCCUCCCCCUCCCAAGGCCCCCCCAACUUGGGCCAGCCAGGGCGCAGAUACGGGAGCUCCCAUCCCAACCCCAGAAGCCCCACAUCAACCAUGAUUCACAACACAGGAUUCCCACCUUCUCAGUCUCUGAGAGAUCUGAUCCAUAGCUCCAGCUUCCCUCCUAAACCCAUGGAUGUGUUGCAGGGACCGUCCCGCUACCCACAGCCUCUGUCCGCUGGAGCAGCUACACAGACGUCCAUACAUCAGCGGGGCCUAACGGAGUCCUCCUUCCUGAAGAGGAGUGAGGCUGGGGGAUCUGUGCCCUCUAUCACAAUCUCUAUCCCCAAACCCAGCUUCGCUCCGAGUCUAGCUUCGGCAACUGCAGACAAAACAAGCGCGCUUAAUCACAUAGCAGUUCAAGCAAGGCAGAACUCUCCGAUGGCCAAGCCAACUUCUUCAGACAGAAGCACAGGGACGACUUCCUGGAAGCCGACUUUUGAGGCUCCGUCUGCCCCCUCAGCCAAGCGUCGAAGAAGGUCAUCCCCAGGGCCUGUAAUCGUCAUCAAGGACGAACCAGAGGACGAGGAUGAAGUUCGUUUUGUUCAGUCCAGUGUCGGCUCCAGCCUACCGGACAGCAGCACCGGAGCUCAGUCAAAGCCUAGACAGCAGCUUAAGGUGUCCGCCCCUGCCCCGGUCCCCGGAUCGGAGUCCAAAGCUGGGAAAGAGCAGCGUCCUCAGUCUGCGGGGCAGCCGCAGUCUGAAAAGAGAGCAGAGCCGGAGGAUGAUCCCAAUGAGGACUGGUGCGCUGUCUGUCAGAACGGAGGGGAGCUGCUCUGCUGCGACAAGUGCCCCAAAGUUUUUCAUCUGGCCUGUCACAUUCCCACUCUGAACGAGUCCCCCAGUGGCGAGUGGUUCUGUUCGUUCUGCCGAGACCUCGUCUCUCCUGAGAUGGAGUACGACUGCAACAGCAAGGAUGACCCCGUCUCUGAAGGAUUCCCCCCUGUUGACAGAAGGAGGUGUGAGAGGCUGCUACUACGUCUGUUCUGCAAUGACUUCAGCACCGACUUCCAGCAGACUGCUUCUCCCUCAGAGACAAGAAGGUACAAAGAGCUGAUCAAGACCCCGAUGGAUUUGUCGAUAGUGAAGAGGAAACUGGAGUCGAAGUCGAGGGAAGGUGAAUGUUACAGCAGUCCGGAGGGAUUUGUCUCGGACGUCAGGCUCAUAUUUUUCAACUGUGCAAAGUACUACAAGGCGACCUCAGAGGUGGGCAGUGCAGGCUUGUACUUGGAGGACUACUUUGAGGAACAGCUGAAACAAGUCUACCCAGACAGGGUCUUCCCCGGGGGGAGGGAAGAACAGAUGAUUCCUCCCUUGGAGGAUGAGAUAGAUGAAGAAGAAGAAGAAGAGGAAGAGAUGAUGGAGGAAGGCAUGGCUCCCAUCGAAGACGAUAAGCCACAGAGUCCCGCGGGAGAAGGGAUUCCUCCUGUAGAAGAGGACCUUCCUCCUCUGGAAGAAGCAUCAGCCCCAGCGGAGGAAGAAAAGCCCGAAACGCAGGAGAAGGUGAUCGAUACGAGCGAUAAGGGGACGGACAAAAAGGCAGAUGCCGCGACGGAAAGUGCGCCUCCUGCACAGGAGGUAGAGCAGAACGAGAAAACUCACGUGCAGGAGGGGAAAAGUUCUCCGGCUGCAGAGAGUGAAACAAAAGACGGAGACGCUCCCAGCUCCCCGAAGGAGGAGAACCCUCAGCUCUCCACAGACAAGACUGCACAUCCACAUGAAACCCUGGAGAAGGAGUCGGCUCCUGCAGACACACCCACAGAGGAGGAGGGCUAGACGGAUUACCACAGAGAGAAACUAUAGAAAGGAUGGAUGAUUUCAGUCUUCCACAGAAGUGGCCCCAGUGGGGACCUACAUUUGCUGCCACCAGACAUUUUUUCUAACAUGUUAUAUUUGCAAUAGAAAAAAAAAAGGGGCACUGCUAUACAAAGAAAGACUUAUUUAGUAGCGUUCAUGCUGUAGAUGCACAAUGAAGGGAGCCAGGGAAGCUCCUUUUUUUUGUUUUUUGCCGGACAGAGGUUACAAUUUUACUGUAACACAGAGGGUUAUUUUCUGUGAGGUCGACACUGAGAAGCACACAUAAGAUAUUCUUUGUUGAUAGGAUGGUGUGUAAAUUAUGAUCAGUUACCUUGCUUAUCACUUGUACAUAACAAUGCCAUGAACUGAAGGAACAAAUGCUGCAAUCAAAAUAUAGAAAAAAAGGAUUUUGAAAUAGCAAUGCAUGCACGAUGUCUUAAUAUAAAUAAUAAUUUUUGUGUUUAUAGACUUGAGCUCACUUGUACUAGCUGUGCGGCUCAUAAACUGUUGCAAUAGUAUUAUUAUUUUAUUUUUAAUAGUAUUGUAUUACUGCUAUGUAUGCAACAAAUAGGGCCCGCUCUAUGUACUGUAGUAUUUGUACAGAUGCUGCCACAUCUGUCAGUGAUUUGACAAACCUGGCAUUUUGAAAAUUGCGCUGCUUGGUCGUUUACAAACAAAAAUGAAUUGCCACUGUCAUGGUUUCAUUUUUGUGUUGCCAGUUUGAGGCCUCUUACCCCCCCCCAAUCCCAGCUAUGGGAUCACCCAGCAGCCUUGGUGGUUUUUUAUCAGGAGAACAAGUCUUCAAACUUUCCUGUUAUCAGUCCUAGAUAAUUCAGAGACAUGAUUAUCACUUUCCCGUCAUCGUCAGCGUCUAAAAACAAUGUGUUUCCAAAUUGUGUCCUUGCCCUCCUGCUGCAUGAUUACUUUUGCACAAGAUUAGGCCUAAGCCGUAUUGUUUUAGUCAGUUUCCCUCACUGACUGUCAUGGAAAAGCAUGAUGCAUAAAUUGGUCUAUGGCAUUAAAUGAAGAAAUCACAUUUAUUGACAGAGGCUUCAGUUAACUAAACCAUCCUGUAUGAAGUCAACUCAUAUCAACUUCAACAUAGAUUAUUUUGUCCAACAUCAUUAUUGUUAUUAUUUAUUGAAGAUAAACAGGACCUGUAAAUGAACUCUACAAUGUUGAGCAUAAAAAAUACCUGCAAUUACAAUAUUUGUAAUAAACAGGGUUACAUGUA